AUUACAGCAUUUUUUUGGGACAAAAAGUGUAUAUUUGUCGAACCUAUGAAAAAUAAGCUGGGAAGCGACAUUGUGGCGAGUGAGAGGUUCGUCGGUGAUUUGCCGGUGAAUCUGGUGAGGCAGCAAUCACCGAAGACAACACGCAAGGAAUCAAUGGCUCCAAAAAUUGUGGUGUGCCCACCUGUAGAAGAAGUGAGUGAACCAACUACUACAGCUCGUGGUUCGCGAUUGCUGAAAGCGCUCAGUAAGCGACUUACACGACGCUCGGCAGACGGUGAUUCAUUGGGUAGUUCUAGUAGCAACGAUAGCAUGUCUGGGGAGACAAGCCGGACUGAGGAUCGUUCCUGCUCAGCUAGUGACUCCAGCAGCGACAGUUCAGAGCGUCAUCGACGUCACCGCUCAACAGUUUCGUUACGACGUGUUUUUAAAAAUUUAAGUCUUACAAGCCGAUCACAAUCUUGUUCACCGACGGAACGUCAGCGACAACCUAAGAAACAAACGCAGCCAAAGCGCAUUCUUCGGCCACCUGUAACCUACACAUAUGUUCGAGGCCUGUCUGGUUUACCGACACAGAGAGUGCCGCGACACACAGUCUGUUGUGCUUCUUUAGGUCUCAAUCGGUAAAAACUUUAGAAACAAGAAUAUUUCAAAAGAUUGUGAAAGGAGAUAAAGACUGGUUAAAAAGUAUCGGACAGUAUUAAAUGCUAGUGAAAUGUUUCAUCAUAUCAGUAGUUUCAAAGUCGUCUGGGCCAGUUAAGCAAAUUAACGUUGUCUUCAUUUAGGACCAAAGCAAAAGCGAUUGUAGUCAAAUUU
This is a messenger RNA of Vanessa atalanta (red admiral), 813 nucleotides long. RefSeq lists its product as uncharacterized. The record is from RefSeq and is a predicted model, not a curated record. Lineage: Eukaryota; Metazoa; Arthropoda; Insecta; Lepidoptera; Nymphalidae. The transcript has a single exon. Bases 46 to 624 code for a protein of 192 amino acids.